AACACCUCGAAGACGGAAUAUGCCUCUCUGUUGGACUCUGAUGAUCAUAAUGCUGUGUUAUUUCACUGUGGACCAAGAUCGCUCUCUAGGAAACUGUGGACAACUGAGUUGACAAUGCGCGAAACGGUUUCGGAAUAUUGGUCUCUGGCAUUUUCAGUCAGGACACCGCACAGCUACCGAUUUAAACUUCAACCAAGUUAAUCGUUUAUUCCCUGAUAUGACUCUGACAUGACUCACUGAUAUUUUACAUUCUAACAAAUAUCAGUGGGUCCCUUAAUUGUUCCAAGGUGCCAAUGCGGAUACGCGCUUCUGGUGACAGAUCUUGGUGGCUGUCUUUGGACUUUCCUCGAAGAACAUAAUAGACUUCAAAUAGUAAACAUUCAAAACAGGCACCAGGGCCGUAUAAGACAUCGAUGAGACCUCACUACUCGAUCAUCUUGUCUCGCAUCUUGGAUGAAAGCUUUUUUUUGGUCAUCGGUCCAUACGAGGGAGAGAACAGCGAUGCUCACUAACGUUACACAUUCUAACUGCUCCACGCAGCAUGCUACCGUUUACUACAACUUCCCUGUUCUUGUAUUUGGAAUACUGUUAAUAAUCGUCAUUAUUUGUGGAAAUACUCUUGUGUGCCUUAGUGUUUACACGGAAAAGGCUUUAAAAACUACAACAAACUACUUUAUUGUCAGUUUGGCUGUUGCAGACUUGAUGCUGGCUGUGCUGGUUUUGCCACUGUAUGUUUAUUCUGAGUUUCAGGGUGGGAGUUGGUCCUUGAACAUGAUUGUUUGUGAUGGGCUGAUGGCAAUGGAUGUAAUGCUGUGUACAGCUUCCAUAUUCAACUUGUGUGCCAUCAGUGUUGACAGGUUCAUUGCUGUUGCAGUUCCUCUGCAUUACAACCGCAAACAUGUUGACAACAGGCAGAUCAUUCUUCUCUCCGGCACCUGGUUACUGGCCUUUGCUGUGGCCUCCCCCAUUCUCUUUGGAAUAAACAACAUCCCUGACCGCGACACGUCGGAGUGCAAGCUGGAGGACGACAACUACGUGGUCUACUCGUCCGUCUGCUCCUUCUUCAUCCCCUGCCCCAUCAUGCUGCUGCUCUACUGCCGCAUGUUCUACGGCCUGCGCCAGUGGGAGGAAGCCCGCAAGGCCCGGCUGCUCAAGAGCAUCCAGGCCUGCCGGACCCUACAGACGCCCGCGGCCCUGGCGGCUGCCCCGCAGCCCUCCCUUUCGGCCGCACAGCUGCAGAAGCAGGAGCCUCAGUCUCAGCCUCAGCCACUGCAACCGCCACGGCUGCCCCGGGUCAUUGAGAAGGACCUGGCCCAGGCGAGGAUGGAGGACAACGACGAGUCCACCACCCCAGAGUUCCCGCUGCCCAUUAAGUACAGGGACAGUGUCAUUCAGACAGUGUCAUACCCGGACGUCACGUACAGCCCCUCGCCGCGCAGGAAGAAGAAGGGGGCCAAACUGAACGGGCGUGAGCGGAAAGCAAUGAAGGUGCUGCCGGUGAUUGUAGGUGCGUUCCUGUUCUGCUGGACGCCCUUCUUCGUCGUGCACACGACCAGGGCCACGUGUGAGUCCUGUGAUAUCUCCCCCUAUCUGAUGAGCACCGUCACCUGGCUGGGGUACGUCAACAGCGCUCUCAACCCCAUCAUCUACACAGUGUUCAACACAGAGUUCAGGAAGUUCUUCCGCAAGUUUGUGCUCACCUGUUGGUGAAUUGAAAAACGAACGGCGCAAAUGUGGCCGUAUCCUUGAAAUGAAGUAACGUGCAUGACGUGGUACUGUGGGCCAGAUCUUCAACUACUGUGUGAUGAUUAUUCUGUUCCUUUGUUUUUUGUACGGCACAUUGGAUUCUUGAAAUGAAGUGACUGCAUUAUGUGAUACUAGGGCCACUGUGGGCCAAGUGCUGAUGAUGUGAUAAUUAUUCAGUUCAUAUGUUUUUGUACAGGUCUAUCACCCAUUCUACCUUUGCUACUAUUUUUUUUAUGUCUGUGACAGCAGAAUGUAAGUUUGUUUGUUAAAGGUGCCUAUUGUUCUCUCUCGUCCACGUUUUAUGUGGAAAACUAUCCAUUAAAUGAUGUUUUCCCCUCGGAACAAGAAAAUGCACCAGAAAAGUGUUGCCAACACAAGGAUGCUGGACACCAUACAUAAGUAAGGAUUCAUAGUGAUUUAUUAGUUACGCUGUAAGAACAUGAUUUGAUUCUUCAGUCUAUCCACCUGCUGUUCCCAAACCUGAAAGAUUUUUAAAAUAUUUUAAGUAUUCACAGUACAGGUAAAACACCAUAGACUAUUGAUGUUGCUAUAAUAUUCAGUAUUCUGCUCAUAUGAAAAAACAUCAUAUAAUCUAUUAUGCAUUGCCAUCACCAGCCUGGUCUUUGUAAAGUCUGAAGUAUGCUUCAGUUUGUCACAUAAUUAACUGUAGGAGAAAGCAGCAAUUCAUAUCUCUCUCAGCCAGUUCUUGGACAAUGAAAACAGUAAACAAGCCUGUACUUGAUUAAGAUCCUCUGAGAAAUGCCAUGAAAACAAAAUCAAGUUAUGUUAUUUUUAAUCGUUGUUUCAUAAACUUUACAUUGCAAAACACAUCUUUAGGAAGACACAAAUAUGACCUGAAUUAUUUAUUUAUUCAGUGCCAUGGAAUGGUUUAAUAAAUUGGACCAUAAAUCCAACACUUGUUUUUUCCAUGUUAGAACAUUCCUUUCAUCAAUAUCAUACAAUACAUUCGGGGGGGGGGGCAAUGUCUCAAUGAACUGUGACUUAGACUAAUAACUGGAUGGUAUGAGAGACAGACACCUUGUUUGAGCAUUGAAGUUUGGGAUAAAAGGGGCAGAAGAAAUAGAAGAUUUUGAUUUGCAGAUAGCAAGACCGAUAUUCAACAAAACCUCUAAGAUGGGCUCUAAAGCAGUCUUUUAUCAAAGCUUGAAUUUGCAGGGUUGGAAUAAAAGAACCAUAGCGGGCCAACUGAAAGAAUAGCGUUCAUUUAAUACUCUGAGACAGAAAUGCUGAGUGUAAUUAUGCCCACUGGGUUAAUAUGUUGAAAGUGCACUUCUUAAUGACUGCUUGAGAGAGCCUGCCAAAAGUUUUUGCUCCUCAUUCCUUUUUUCAAUUGAAUAAUAGAUGAAAUAGAUGAAUUUCAAAAUGCAUGUGAAGGUGAAUCCAGUGGGGUCCAGUGCUUCUGCAUCCUACGCAAUGCCUCACCCAAAUGUGCUGUAGACUAGGGACUAGGUGCUGUCUCAGAGUCAGCCACAUAAGUCCAUGUAAUGUAAAGACUAGCAUGAGAUGAGAGGCAAAAGCUGUUUAAAAGUUCAUCUCUCAUUCUGCCUAGAUAAUUAAACUGAUGUAGCCUGGGUGAACCCAAAUGAACCAUUUGAAUUGGCUCUGCAGGUCCGUCUGAAGUCCUUCCCAUUCAUGCCAAUUUCCGAUUCACCAAAAACUCAGGAAUCACAACUGCUUAUCCAACAUGGGUUGAGCUUUGUAUGAUGACUGACAGAGGAGUACAGUUAGCGUGCUUCAACACAAUUAAUGGCUGUGCUGAAGGCAUCAGUGUUAAACAACAUGGAUGUGUGUUUUCAUGGAACUGAGA
Messenger RNA from Alosa sapidissima (American shad), 3574 nucleotides. It is a transcript of the gene drd4b, whose product is annotated as dopamine receptor D4b. The record is from RefSeq and is a predicted model, not a curated record. Gene Ontology annotation, biological process: adenylate cyclase-inhibiting dopamine receptor signaling pathway; adenylate cyclase-activating adrenergic receptor signaling pathway. Bases 454 to 1710 code for a protein of 418 amino acids. The transcript is spliced from 4 exons. Gene Ontology annotation, cellular component: plasma membrane. Gene Ontology annotation, molecular function: dopamine neurotransmitter receptor activity, coupled via Gi/Go; G protein-coupled receptor activity. Lineage: Eukaryota; Metazoa; Chordata; Actinopteri; Clupeiformes; Clupeidae.